Molecule: messenger RNA, 243 nt
Organism: Ilex paraguariensis (yerba mate)
Lineage: Eukaryota; Viridiplantae; Streptophyta; Magnoliopsida; Aquifoliales; Aquifoliaceae
Source: the annotation of a GenBank genome assembly
AUGCUAGGCGAUGCCUUGCGUUGGAUGGUUGGCAAUAAGUGUGGGGCAACAAUGACAAGUGGCACCAUUGUGUGGACCCAGCCACUGGGUGACGCUAGCGAGCCGUUGGGUGGCGCUUGUGCGCUGGGUGACACUGGGUACAGCUCGAGCAAAGCUGGGAGGAGGCCAAGGGUAUUGAACGAGGCAGUUGGCCACCAAGCGAGGGUCUUCACAAGUGCUGAGAUGCUGGGCGACACCAGGUGA